AUGAAUAAUAUAUAUGACGUCAUCCGCGUACCCGGACGGAAAAAGAACGAGUUUGCGAUUGGGUACACUGGCAGCGCAGCUUCGGGGAGCCCCAGUCCACUGCCGCGGCACGAGCGAGCUGGUGAACAUCCGCAACAGAAGAAGACCGACGAAAAAAUGGCAGAGGAAGUGAACGUCGCCCUGCAUAACAUAUCUCAGGCGAAUAAUGUCUUUACUUUCGACAUGUACAAGACUUUGGCGGCGGAGCCGGGAAACUUGUUCUUCUCUCCUAUCAGUAUACAGGUAAUACUCGCCCUCACAUUCCUUGGAGCCAAAGGCAAUACGGCCAAACAGAUUGCCAGUGGACUGCGCCUACCUGAGGACAGAACUGUCGUAGAAGAUGGUGUUGGGGCUAUAAUGAGCAGAUUACAGGACAACAACGAUGUGCUCCUUGACAUAGCGAACAGAAUAUUUCUGAAAGCUGGUUAUGGCAUCAAAGAAGGUUUUAAUGUGUCGGCAACUAGAUUCAAGGCUGGAAUAGAAGAAGUUGAUUUCCUGCAAGAACCACAGGCAAGGAAAACAAUAAAUGACUGGGUGGAGAAGAAGACAAAUAAUAAAAUAAAAGACAUAAUUCCACCUGGUAUCCUGAACGCCUUAACUCGGAUGGUACUGGUCAAUGCCAUAUACUUCAAAGGGGACUGGCUCAAAAAGUUUGAAGAGGACAGAACCUCACCUUUACCUUUCCACUCAGCUGUUGGACAAUCAAAGAAUGUGGACAUGAUGUUCCUCGAGGAAGAAUUCAAGUACAAGGAGAUAAAUGAUUUAAAUUGUCAAGCACUUCUGCUUCCUUACAAGGGAGAGCGGCUCAACAUGAUGAUUCUUCUACCCCGAGAAGUUAACGGUUUGGCAAGCCUUGAGGCGAAACUUGCCGACUUCAGUCUCCAAGACACUGUGAACAACAUGUAUAGGACAAAAGUAUAUGUCUAUUUACCCAAAUUCAAAAUGGAAUACUCAAAAGAGCUUAACGAUCCACUAACUAGGCUCGGAAUGAUCGACAUGUUUGAUGACAUCGCCUCUAAUUUCUCUGGAAUUACUGACGAAGAGCAACUUAAGGUGGACAAGGUCUUACACAAGGCUUUCGUCGAAGUCAACGAGAAGGGAACGGAAGCCGCCGCUGCCACUGCUGUAGUUGUCGGCGCUAUUGAGUCCAUUGAUUAUAACGAGCCACCAAGCCCCAUCAUCUUCAAAGCGGAUCACCCCUUCCUGUUCCUCAUACUGGACCAGCAGACGAAAACUGUGCUCUUCGCGGGACGUUACUCGGACCCUCCCGCUGAAUCUUGAAGUGAAUCACUUGCCUUGGGGUCAGACAGCUGCAUGUUUUCCCAUUUGAUGUAAAAUGUGUACCACAUACAUUGUCCGGUCAUAUAUUUAUCACACGCCCUAUCUUCUGAAGGACAAAAAUAAAUGGAAACUUAAUAUGAAA
Schistocerca gregaria is the source of this 1462-nucleotide messenger RNA. Its product is annotated as leukocyte elastase inhibitor-like. The record is from RefSeq and is a predicted model, not a curated record. The transcript has 9 exons. Gene Ontology annotation, molecular function: serine-type endopeptidase inhibitor activity. Lineage: Eukaryota; Metazoa; Arthropoda; Insecta; Orthoptera; Acrididae. The coding region runs from base 1 to 1320 and encodes 439 amino acids.